Batrachochytrium dendrobatidis JAM81 is the source of this 1951-nucleotide messenger RNA. RefSeq lists its product as uncharacterized. The record is from RefSeq and is a predicted model, not a curated record. The coding region runs from base 1 to 1938 and encodes 645 amino acids. Gene Ontology annotation, cellular component: snRNA-activating protein complex. Lineage: Eukaryota; Fungi; Chytridiomycota; Chytridiomycetes; Rhizophydiales. Gene Ontology annotation, molecular function: RNA polymerase II cis-regulatory region sequence-specific DNA binding; RNA polymerase III type 3 promoter sequence-specific DNA binding. The transcript has a single exon. Gene Ontology annotation, biological process: snRNA transcription by RNA polymerase III; snRNA transcription by RNA polymerase II.
AUGUUUUAUAUCCACAACAUAGAAAACCGUAAUUUGGCCUGGACAGUUUGUUCCACCUGCAAUAGCCAUCUUAAACAAAGCCUGCCGAGAAAAUUCUUUAAAUCACAUUUCAUUCAUUUACCACUUCGGCAACUACACUUUUCUGCUCGAACUGAAGCUCAUUCAUCGGGGAAAAGAAAAAAUGCAUCAACUUUGAACAGUAAAACGGAUCAAACCAAGUCAAAAAAGAGGAGCCAUAUUGCUCCUGUCGAAUCCAACUCUUUGCCCAGCCUAUCUACUACUUUGGAAGUUGAUCAAGUACAAAAGGAAAUAACCCAUUUUCCCAUCAGUGACUAUUUGAAGAUCAGGCUGAAGCUAUUAAAUGACACUUGCAAGAUAUCUGAGAUCAAACAGACGAUUGGUAGAACAUCUAAACGAGUCAUGAAUCAUGCGUUGAAAAAGGACUACCACAUCAACAAGCAUACUUUUAUGUUUACCAUUCAAGAGGAAAUUGAAAUUAUCGAGUACAUGCUACGUAGUGGAGUUAUUCGCAUAUCAAAAAGCCUGAUCAAGAGUCUCAGAUAUCCGCCGCAUCGUAUACACUAUUUUUGGGAUAAUUUUAUCAUACCAGCUCUCUAUACUGACCAGGCUAAUUGUAAAAAGGCAAAUAUGCCUGCUACUGCAAUAACGUUGCGUGCCUUAUUACAGCGUCGGUUGUCUGCACUGUGUGCGAUCGAUAAAUUCAUGAAAGCGAAUCCAUCUCAAAAAGUGUUUGACACUUUGAAGCUCCCUCAAAAUAUAGCGCAGUAUCCCAUCAUUCGUGUUGGCAGACUGGGGAGUCAUUUAUAUACUGCGCAUUUCAGAAUGCCUUGGACACUUGAGCAAGAUACAAUUCUUUUGAAAUGCGUUGCAGAUUUUGGGCCCUGCUAUCGAUUUUUCUUGGCCGAUCUUCCUGGCCAAUCAAGACUACGCAUCAGAAAAAGACACAUGUAUCUCGUAGCAAGAUCCAAAAAUGCAAAACUAAAGAAAUGGACAGAAAAAGACCAUGAGCGUCUUAUCAGCCUCGUUCAUGAUACUCCUGAAACAAACUACUCAUGGAAAUCUAUGUGUCACAAUUUUCCUGGAAUGUCUUCAGAAGUGAUUCGUAAAAAAGCUCUCAAGCUGGUUUUCCCCAUAAAAACACUAAAACCAGACGACAUAAAAGUAAUUUCUGAUGGGGUUGCAAAUCAUGGACGAGCCUAUUUCAAUUUCAACCUUUAUCUGGACCUUCCUGGGGUUCGAAUGAAGAAGGCUUUACUGGUAUGGACUUUAAAAGAGCCGCACAAUCAUCCAAAUGCCCUAUGGUCUUCAGAAGAUGAUAAAGUCUUAAUGAGUGUAUUUACCAAGUACAGCAGUCUAGACGAUUUUAAACCAGUAAGCUUGAUUAGCCUGCGCAGAGAAUACUUUCCUUUUCGAUAUACCUUUGAACUUGCUGCUAGACUAUACAGAUUGAUAAACCGCAACUCGGAAAUACCAGAUCUAAAGUUGUUGGCAUCUCAUAGAGACUGGAGUGCACAGUAUCUUCUAAACAGCAAUGAGCUAAUGAACUCGAAAAAUUUACCUUGGAUCAACGAGGCGUUGAUUCAUUCCAUGGGAAUGGAUCAAGAGACAGCCGAGCUUAGAGACACUAUAGUUCCCAAAGGACACACUUUGCUUGCAAAGAUCAAUGCUAAUAUGUAUAGAAAUGGCAUAAUGUCCAAGAUCCGGUCUGUUCCUAUGGCCAAGGAAAUCAUGUUGAAAUCCAAAGAUAAAGCGUGGACCAAAGAGGACGAUUGCUUAAUGAUGGACCAUGUGCCAAAAAUGAUAUCAAAACAUGGAUAUGUUGACUGGGCCGUUGUGUCUAAACUGUUUCCCGCAAGCAGUUUGAGCAGUUGUCGCCAGAGAUGGCAUUAUCUUGAAGCAAAAAAUAAAGCCAAAUAGUCUUGUAGAUUGA